AAGUCAGAUCAGACUUCCACGAACAAAGAAAGAGACUUCAGAUUUCAACACCCUACAGCCUUCAUUGCCUGAAAGGAUUUACAGCGGUAAAUAGGUACUUAAGUCUCCUCCAAGAGGCCAGGUGGAAAUACUCCGAAUUGAUUUCCCCGGAACGAACCUCUACUAAGGGGCACAACUAAUCUCGGCAACAUGGAGGGACGUUACAACCCGUUCGAAGACCCAGACACCAUCCCAGUCUACCAAAUUUUCCUACUGUUUAUUACCUUCGUAGGCCCUCCUACAUUUCUUUUCGUUCUCUUUGUCAGACGCACUGCAACGCGCCCACAUUUACAUCACACAGCGACUGUUCUUGUACUGGGUGACAUUGGUCGAAGUCCCCGAAUGAUGUAUCAUUCGGAAUCGCUAGCGAGACAUAAUUGGCGCACUUUUAUGGUGGGGUAUGCCGAGACGCCACCUACAUCAGCUUUACUUGAAAAUCCAAUGGUACAUCUUUUGGGUCUGAAAGAACCGCCCAAGAUGGUGGGACUUUUGCCGUGGAUUUUGAGAGCUCCAAUCAGGAUUAUAUAUCAGGUAUUCUCAGUCAUUCACACCUGCAUUUGGAGAGUUCCCUGCAAUACAGAAAUCCUCUUGGUACAGAAUCCCCCUUCGAUUCCUACACUGGCACUUGCACAGUUUAUCUGUCUCGCCACCAAAACGAAAUUGAUCAUUGAUUGGCACAACACCGGGUAUUCUAUCCUUGGACUGAGGGUGGGAGAAGGUUCGAGACUUGUCAGAAUUGCCAAAUGGUUUGAGUCAACAUUUGGGCAAACAGCGUACGCACACCUCUUUGUGACCAAGGCUUUACAAGAAUUUCUGAUAAGAGAAUGGGACCUAAAGGGACGGACAUCCGUUCUUCACGACAGACCGCCUACCCAUUUCCACCGCACAGUGCCCAUGAUACAGCACGAACUUUUCUCGCGCCUUUUGCCUGAACUGAAGCCUUCCCUCCCUCCUUCACAUCUUGAUACCAAUGAUCCCACUCAUACAGCCUUCACCGAAAUUUCUUCUGAAGGUCUGGCCGUAUUGAAACACACUAGACCGGCAUUGAUCAUCUCUUCCACUUCAUGGACAGCCGACGAAGAUUUUUCGCUACUCAUCACGGCUCUCGAUCUGUACCAAUCGGCUGUAGAUUCUGGAUCCGCUCUUCCCAAACUUGUUGUUCUUAUUACAGGCAAGGGAGCCCUUCGCGCUCCGUUCGAAAAUAUUGUGAAAUCCAGGGAAAUUUCAAAAUGGAAAGAUAUCACCGUGCGCUGUGUUUUUGUCCCUGCUCAAGAGUAUCCUCCCCUUCUGGGCUGUGCCGAUCUGGGUGUGAGUUUGCACACUAGUAGCUCGGGUAAGGACUUGCCCAUGAAGGUGGUCGACAUGUUCGGAUGCGGUGUUCCCGUACUAGCCAAAGACUUCCAGUGUAUCAGUGAAUUGGUGAAAGACGGGGAAAACGGGAAAGUUUUCGGUACUGGGGAGGAGUUAGGCGAGCAAAUGAUAGAUAUUCUUUCUUCAUUCCCGUCCUCGGAGAAGCUAGACGAUCUUAAAGGUUACUUUGAUCGAAUGAACACGCCGAGACGAAGAGCCACCUUGCCCACUGCUGACGUCGGAGAGGAUGAAUGGUCCAAUUGGGAUGAUAACUGGGAUAAUGUGGUUUAUAAUGGGAUUUUGAACAAGAUCAGACGUUAAAAUGCCUGUGUAUGCUCGCGUUAUUAGGAUCAGGUUGGAUGAAUCUCUUGACAAUGUAUG
Cryptococcus deneoformans JEC21 is the source of this 1770-nucleotide messenger RNA. Its product is annotated as beta-1,4-mannosyltransferase, putative. Lineage: Eukaryota; Fungi; Basidiomycota; Tremellomycetes; Tremellales; Cryptococcaceae. Gene Ontology annotation, molecular function: mannosyltransferase activity. The record is from RefSeq and is a predicted model, not a curated record. Gene Ontology annotation, cellular component: endoplasmic reticulum. The transcript is spliced from 4 exons. Bases 190 to 1710 code for a protein of 506 amino acids.